This is a messenger RNA of Arvicola amphibius (Eurasian water vole), 693 nucleotides long. It is a transcript of the gene Ptges, whose product is annotated as prostaglandin E synthase. Bases 1 to 462 code for a protein of 153 amino acids. Gene Ontology annotation, cellular component: membrane. Lineage: Eukaryota; Metazoa; Chordata; Mammalia; Rodentia; Cricetidae. Gene Ontology annotation, biological process: prostaglandin biosynthetic process. The record is from RefSeq and is a predicted model, not a curated record. The transcript has 3 exons. Gene Ontology annotation, molecular function: prostaglandin-E synthase activity.
AUGCCUUCUCUGGGCCUGGUGAUGGAGAACUGGCAGGCGCUCCCGGCCUUCCUGCUCUGCAGUACACUACUGGUCAUCAAGAUGUACGCGGUGGGUGUCAUCACAGGCUACACUAGGCUUCGGAAGAAGGCUUUUGCCAACCCGGAGGACGCCCUGAAACAUGGAGGCCCCCAGUACUACAGGAGUGAUCCAGAUGUGGAGCGCUGCCUCAGAGCCCACCGCAACGACAUGGAGACUAUCUACCCCUUCCUCUUCCUGGGCUUCGUCUACUCCUUCCUGGGACCUGAACCUUUGAUCGCCUGGGUCCAUUUCCUAGUUGUACUCACAGGCCGUGUGGUGCACACGGUAGCCUACCUGGGCAAGCUGAACCCACGUGUCCGCUCUGGAGCCUAUGUCCUGGCCCAGUUCGCCUGUGUCUCCAUGGCCCUGCAGAUCCUCUGGGAAGUGGCCCAUCACCUGUGACCAGUGGCUGGAACCUCUUCAUCUACCACACUGUGGACAGAAGCCACCGAGGCUGAACCUGGCGACUUGGUGUCUCUUCUAGAAUAGGGAUGGGCUCAGGUCCCGGGUUCCUGGCCACCUAGGUGUGUUGGAUCCCUGAGCCCAAUGUGCGCGCAUGUGUUUCUUAGCCUCUUGGGGUCUGGAUGCCCAACUAGAACCACUUACAGAUGAAUUGUCAAGAUUGACAGAACA